Molecule: messenger RNA, 2067 nt
Organism: Geodia barretti
Lineage: Eukaryota; Metazoa; Porifera; Demospongiae; Tetractinellida; Geodiidae
Source: the annotation of a GenBank genome assembly
AUGGUGGACGACCUGUUGAAGCUCCCUUCCGGCACCCGCAUCCAGGUGCUGGCGCCGCUGCCGUGUACCGACCCCACCGAAUUCCAGCAACAGAUCGAGACGGUGAUCCGGGCCGGGUUCGUCCGCAUCAAGGUGGACGGGGAGGUCCUGGAGCUGGCCGACUGGGCCGGCUCGGCGUCACCCGGCGGAGCGGACCUGGCCGGCUCGGCCUCGCUGGGGCGAGCCGACUUGGCGGGCUCGGCUUCGCUGGCGCGAGCCGACUUGGUGGUGGACCGGCUGGCGAUGCGGGACGGCGUCGCCAAGCGGCUCGCCGAUUCCAUCGAGGUGGCCCUGAAGCACGGGGACGAGGUGGUGAAGAUCGACGCGCACGAUGCGCCCGCCACGGAGUCCCGCCGCUACACCCAGCGAUCCGCGUGUCUGGAGUGCGGCGCGCCGUUCCCCCAAACGGUGCCGCAACUCUUUUCCUUCAACAGCCCGCACGGCGCCUGCCCUUCCUGUAACGGCCUCGGCGUCCGGCCCCCGGGGCGCUCCCGUGGCGGCGCGGCUCCGGCGGACGCUUCCCCACGGCCUUGUCCCAAGUGCGCCGGCGCCCGGCUGCGGAGCGAGAGCCUUCAGGUACGGAUCAGCGGCAUGGACAUCGGGCAGGUGUCGGCCUUGUCCCUGAAUGACUUCAGCGGCUUUAUCGAAGACGUGGCCCUGGGUGACCGCGAGACCGCGGUCGCCGGCAACAUCCUCCGGGAGAUACGGGAGCGAACCGACACCCUGCUCGAGUUGGAGCUGGGAUAUCUGUCCCUCGGCCGGUCCUCCGACAGUCUGUCGGGAGGCGAGUGCCAGAGGAUCCGGCUUGCCGCCCACAUCGGCGCCCGGCUGUCAGGGGUGAUCUACGUGCUCGACGAACCCACCGACGCGGGCAACACGGUGCUGGUGGUGGAACACGACCGGGACGUCAUCAUGGCGGCGGAUCACGUCAUCGACAUGGGGCCGGGCGCCGGCGCCGCGGGCGGAGAAGUCGUCCUCGCCGCCGGGAGCGUGGACCACGUACGCCGGAGCCCCGCUUCCCGGACCGGGCCGUAUCUGGCCGAUGCCGGCCCGCCGGGGUCUCGGGCGCGCCGGACGGCGUCCGGCACUCUCUCGCUCCGGAAGGUCCGCCGCCACAACCUCAAGAACAUCGAUGUGGACUUCCCCAUCGGCCUCAUGACCUGUGUCACCGGCGUGUCCGGAUCGGGCAAGAGCAGCCUCGUGGGCAAAGCCGGCCGCACGGAGCGGCGCGGCCUCCGCCCGGUCUCCGGGCUCGAUGUCUUCGACCGGGUCCUCCACGUGGAUCAAGGCUCCAUCGGGCGCAGCGGCCGCUCCACCCCCGCCACCUACGGCGGACUCUUCGAUCCCUUGCGGAACCUUUUCGCGCGCCUCCCCGAGGCCCGGAUGCGGGGUUAUGGCCCCGGGCGCUUCUCCUACAACGCCGCGGGCGGGCGGUGCGAGGCCUGCCUCGGGGCCGGAACCGUGGAGAUCGAGAUGCAGUUUCUGCCGGACGUGUCGGUGGGGUGCGACGUUUGCGGCGGGCGGCGGUACAACCGGGAAACCUUGGAGAUCCAGUACAAGGGGGCCAGCAUCGCGGACGUUCUCGACCUCACGGUCACCGAAGCCCUGGACUUCCUGGGGAACGUACCGCUGGUGCGGCGGCGGCUCGACAGCAUGUGGCAAGUCGGACUGGGCUAUCUACGGCUGGGGCAGCCGGCCACCACCCUGUCCGGCGGGGAGGCCCAGCGCGUCAAGCUGGCCCGGGAGUUGGGAAAGAACUCCGCCGGCAAGGUGUUGUACCUUUUCGACGAACCCACCACCGGGCUGCACUUCGAGGAAGUGGACAGGCUGGUGGAGAUCCUGGACCGCCUGGUGGAAUCCGGCCAUACCGUCAUCGCCAUCGAGCACAAUCCGGAUUUCCUGAGAUGCGCCGACUACAUCGUGGACCUCGGACCCGAGGCGGCGAGAACGGCGGGUACGUGGUGGCCGCGGGCACCCCCGAAGAGAUCAUGGCGGUGGCCGGAUCCGCCCACCGUCAGUACCGCUUAA